Messenger RNA from Dentiscutata erythropus, 3538 nucleotides. The record is from the annotation of a GenBank genome assembly. Lineage: Eukaryota; Fungi; Glomeromycota; Glomeromycetes; Diversisporales; Gigasporaceae.
AUGAGUUGCAAUGAUGACGAUGGUAAUAUUGAUGACGAAUUUCACGAUUCAUAUGAAGAGAAUUUAACUACUAACCGUGAGAUUUUUAUUACCUUUCAUGUUCAUCUGCCAAAAAACCUUGAUGAAACUAUGCGUCCUUCGGUGAUUGGCAGUAUUAAAGAGUUAGGAAAUUGGAAAAGACCAGUUGUGGAAUUGCAUCAAACUGAUUCCGAGUCUACAUAUUGGGUUUCAGAUCCGGUCAAAAUUUAUGUAGGUGGUGAACAGCCUCAGUACAAAUAUGCAUUUUACAAACCGCAAAAACUUCAAAACUGGGCUUCAAAUAAUCUUAGCAAUCACGCAAUUAUAGUGGAAGGUGAUUCAUCAAAAGACAACCGUGAAUUAUCAUAUGAAGAAAAUCAAUAUGAUGUAUGGAAAGCAAACCAUAUUAUGAAGCUUUAUAGUCCAAAUCUUGAUAAUGACUUUAGAUUUGUUAGUGUGAUAUAUGAAUCUGUAACUUUAGAAAAUUUCACAAAAAAAGUUAAGGAGUUUCAAAUGCUUUUAAAACAUCAUAAUGCGCCGACUGUUCGAGAGAUCAGUAUAGAUUCAAUUCUUAGUUACCUUUUAAUUGCAAGUAAUAAUUAUCAGAAGAUCUUAGCCUGCGUUAUGUUGGCUUAUCAUAUUGAGACUAUUCAGAAACAAACUAAUGCCUUCAUAAAAUUACGUGAAAAUUUUCCUUCAGCCAAUUUAUUACAAGUGUUACAAGAAGUUCAAACAGACAAUUUGCUACCUACAAGCGCUAAAACUUCAUUUACUUUUCUAACUUCAACUUUAGUCCGACAUAAUUCAUCAAAACGCAAUUCAUUUGAUUGGAUGAAAAUGUUUUCUGUUGCAUCGAUUCUUGAUUCAAACUAUACUUUCUUAUCUCAUAUUGUAAGGCAUGAAUAUAAGAAUGAUAAUGAGAUACAGAAUUUUUAUAAUUUACUCCAAAAGAACGUAAAGCCAUAUGUUGAUAAAAUUAAUAAAAUCACUAAUUCAUUAAUUUACCAUAAAGUUAUAAAGGAAAAUAUUGAUCGUGAGAUCAGUGAUUUCAUGUGCGAUAAUUAUAUUAGCAAAAAUGUCGAUUUUAAUAAUCCGUAUGAAUUAGAACAAAAUUUUAAAUCUUUUACCAAAGAUCUUUGUGAUGUAUGUUCACAAACGUUUCGUACUCUUAUUUGCAACAAUGAAUUAGCGUGGAAUCCCAAAUACCUGGAUUCAUUAUUUAGGCUGUUUCCUCAAUUAUUCACUGCAGAGCCAGAAACUUUACAUAUAUUAGAAUUGCUUUCCAAGUCGAAAAGUAUUGGUUUGCUACAGGCAUUUCCAAAAUGGUUAAAAUUCGUUUUAGAUUCGAGAGAUAAUAAACAAUUAUUACACGAAAAGAUUUCACCUCACUAUGUGACAUGGUACACAACCAUAACCUCCACCACCAAAAGGAAAAAUAUUCACUUUAUAAUCUUCAUGUAUCAACAACUUUCGGCUAUUUCAUUUAUUUUUAAAAAACGACCCAAGAUUUAUGAACAACAAUUAGCAAAGAUCAUUGAAACGAGAAUUGCCAACAUAUCAAGUCAAUGGUUACUUCAAUCAACAUCAUUUGUUGGCAGUUUCAAUCUUGAAGAUUAUAUUCUUAAUGAUUUCAUGAAAAUCUUUAAAGAAAAACUAAACCCGCAUAUUGGCACUAUUGACGAUAUGCUAAUUAAGACUAUUAAUAAGAUAUGCGAUUCAUCCGUCCAACCCUUGAAUGUCCCUAACCGAUUAUGUGAAAAUGCGAUCUGUUAUAUACUGGAUGUAGUUCAGAGUAAAAUCAUGAUGUCAGGAGAACUUAAUAAUGAUGAACAGCAAUUAUCAUUACUCAAAGCUUCUAAAUACUGGUCAUUUUUAUUAAAUGCUACUGGCGAGGUGAAUGAACUUCAGGAACAUCGACUAAUGACUUAUGUGCGUUUUCAGAUUAUUCAACUUGUUGAUGCAAUCAAAGAUAAAUCAAUUAAUAUGGGAUUACUUGAAACGUUAACUGAACUAAAUAAUGAUGAAUUAAUCAACUAUUUUAAUUCAGGUGUUGGCUUUGAUGUUGAGAUUACUGAUACUGAUGAUUGUUCUGAUUACCUCAAUGACCUUAGUGAAAAGAUGGAAUCAUUAAAAGAUGUAUCGCUUGAUAAAUUUACUUUUCAAGAUUAUUGGUUGCCUCAUAAAGUAAUUAUUGAAAUCUGCCAAAAGAUUCAACAAUAUAAAGAUUCCCAAACUUUUGCAAACACGGUUAAAAAUAACGUGAAAGAUGAAGAUUUACAAUCAAAUGUCUUGAAUGUGGCCAAAAUUUUUAGGGAAAACGUGAUCGAGCAAUAUCAAAAAACUUGUGAUAGUUACAAAAAUUGGCAGAACAUUAAUUGUUUUGAGGCACGGAAAUUUUGGAAAGAUAUUGCUAAGGAACAGAUUAGGUAUGAGCUUGAAAUAAUAACUGGUGACGCUUCAUUGUAUAAAUCACAUCAAAGGCAAAAUGAACUAGUUGUUUCUAUAGAAUAUUUGACUCUUAUUCCAUCUUACAUUACGCGCUUUAAAUGUCUUUCGCAAGUUCUUACCCAAUUUAAAGUAAGGGAUGCUGAUAAAAGUUGGGUAAUUGAAAUGUUAAAAGAUUUAGAUGAUGAUGAUAUGAAAUUGAAUAUGUUGCCCGAUAUGUUUCAAAAGCUUAAUAAGCAUUUAAAUGAACUUGAUGAAUACACCUGGUCUGUUAUUAAAGAACUUAAUUUUACUAAUGAAUUUAUCAAGUAUUUGCUCGAAAAUUUAAUUGGGAGAGAUCUAACAAAUCUUAUCAAUGCUGAUGUUGACGAUAAAUCGGAUACAAAACUAUUAGAAGAGAGCACCGUAGCCGCCUUAAUAAAAGUCAACAAAGCAUUAAAUCCGUUAAAUAAAGAUGCUGCUAAAUUAUCGACUACUUCAUUUUUAAAAUGCUUGUCUGAAGUAUCACAAAAAAGUCCUACACUCGCUGAAAAAAUAAGGUCUUGCGGAUCGCAUAAAUUGGCUUUACAGAAUAUGUAUCGUAAUAUAGUCAAACGAGGUGAAGUUAAUAAGGAACGAAUUAAAAAUGCCGCAACAAUCGGUCUCUAUAUAUUUGAACAUAACGAACUAUCGAAUUCGUGUGAACUUACAUUGAAAUAUGAUACAACACAAAAUCAACAUAAUGAUUCACCUCGUGUUGCAGCAUCUUAUAAUAUAACGAAAUUGCACGAUCUCUGUAGUCGUGCACUAUUGAUUGGGAAAUCUGGAGCCUCAGUUGAUGAUGAUGGUACUGAAGAUAUUAAUGUGCUAAUGAAUCAAUUUAUUAUGCAAGUUGAUUUAGCACAGCAAAUCAUCACAGUAGCUUCACGAUUGAUUCAAUAUGGACAUUUUCUUUAUCAAAAGAUGCAUGAAGAAGCUCAUGGAACCCUCGACUUGCAAAAAUUGUUAGACAAAUUAACUAAUGACAUGGAAAAAUGGGAAAAAAUAAUUGAUAAAGCACAAAACGAUCAUUACUAUUUAACCUUCUUUUCUGCAC